CUGUAACCGCCUCGUCGCCGUUUUGGCUCGACGGCCAGGGCCACGACUAUGAGCCCGCCGUCGUCUCCACCGCGGGGAGCCACGCCAGAGGGAGCAGCCGCCUCCUUGGCCGGAAGGAGUGUUCCGGCCGUCGGUUUCGUUGCCACACGCGUGCCGAAGGGCGACGCUGCAGAGGGCCAGUAGAGGGCCGUUGCCUCUGGCGCCGCUGAUCUGCGCGGAUGCGAGCCGAGGGCCGCAUCGUUCGCCUGGGAGCGUCGCCGGCCUCGGUCUUCUGUGCCGCGACGCGGUUGGAGGCUGUCCUCAUGGGCGCCGAGCCUGCCAUCUGUGACUUGCGCAGUGGGAGGGCGUGAAGCCAAGCACAACGGCGGGGCCUGUGGCCACGACACACCGAGAGGAGCACCGUCGGGCCGAGGGCCGCUGCGUGCUCCGCGCUGGGAGCCGCAUACGUCACUGGGAAGGCGUCGCCGCGGUCGCGCGUUAGGCGGCCGUUGGCGGCUUCGCGCCUAGGCCGCGCCGCCUCGUUACCGCAGGACGCGAAGCCAGUGAUUCCGGUCUCCCAGUCCAGCGAGGGGCCGAGGCCAAACGAAGCUGAUUGUCCAGCAAUGGCGUCCUUGAUGCAAGAUGGCGGCGAGCGCCACCACCAGUCCAGUGACGAUGGUAAUGAAUGCACAGUGCGAGGCUGCCGCUUGGAAGCACUUCCGCCGGGCUGAGGGCCGCCGAGGUAGCGGGCGCCACCACGCCUGGCCGAGGGCUGAGGCCGUCCAACUAGCGAGCGAUGCCGUAGCCGGGGAACGCCGCACCGGUGGAGUCGCUCUGCCUGGAGCGUGGUGAUAACGUAUUGAAAUAGAACGAGACGCAAUCUGAUAGUAAUGAAAAACUGUGUCUAUUGACAAUGACAAGUUACAUAUUUAUAAUCCCCGAAGGGGCGCAUCCGAAAGGACACGACGGUUACAAGAGUUGCAUCUCUUUAUAUGACAGUUUGGAUAAGUGGAGAUUUAAUCUCUUAAUUAACUUGUGUUAAUUAAGUCUUAACACUCACCACACGCCUAUCCAUACUGCCACACGCGCCUCGUAGCUUCUUCGCCGCUCCAGGGCGUCCACCGCUUCCUCUCCUCGCCGCUUCAGCGUCCCGCCACCGACGCGUCAUCAUGCCGUCGCGCCGCCGAGGAGCGUCGAGCUACCGCGGCGUCCGCCAGUGCCCCAACGGCUGAUACUCCAUCGAGAUUCGGUCCGGCGACGUUCGGUUCGGCCUCUGUACGUUUCGGACCUCGCACGAGGCUGCACGCGUCUACGACGCGGCGGCGUGGCGCCUGGACAGGCCGCACCAUCAGAUGAACUUCCAGGAUGUCGAAAUGCGCCAGCAGGCGCAGGACGUCGCCCCUCCGCCUCGUCUUAUCACGGAUCAGAACCGUGCGAAGCACGCUCGGCGGCAGCGCCGCCUCCUCCUCGUCGAGGAGGACGAGCGGGCCAUGGCAGAGUGGCGCCAGCGCCACCCGGAGGACGUCGCCAACGAGGAAGCCUUCUGGGCAAGGCGCCGCGAGGAGACGGCAAAGCGCCGCGAGGAGCGGUUGGACAUGCGUCGGCGGAAGGCCCUGGCGUUAUCGCAGUGCGAAAUCGUUGAAAAUGGUGGGCAGUCGAUCUUUUCGUCUGAUGAUGAUCGUUGGGAAGACAUGUGGCUCAAUACCUCGGACCAGACCAGCGAGGAUGGCGAUGAUGAUGAUGAUGACGACUGGGAGUAGGCUGUAAUUACACUAUCUAGUAGUUUUUUUAAAAUUGUUGCACCGUAGUUUCUUAUCCAUCUAUGUUAUGGAACUAUGUAAAAUAUCUAUGUAUCGUUUUGAUCUAUGAAUUUUAUUUUAUUGUUUUAUAUUAUUUAAAAAAUGUACGCAAUGUUUAGCGCAUGCUGCAUUUUAGCACGGCCGCUAAAGCUACGCGCGUGCUCUCAAUUUUAACGCGGCUGCUGGAGCCAGCGCUACCGGCCGCAUCAAACCAGGUGAAGGGCGUGCGGCAAAUGAGUUUUUAGCACGCGGCGCGUUGCCCGCGCGACUGUUGAAGAUGCUCAAAAAUAAGGAAAAGGUGUGGCUACGCCCAGCUGCCCAGGGGUACUCGUGCUGAAAUUUGAGAUGGGCUCUAGGCCCAUAUAGCAAUUUUUGAAAAAUCUCUAAGGGCCCAUGUGGUUAUGUGGCACUAGGUGUAGUGGGAAGUUUA
Triticum urartu is the source of this 2208-nucleotide messenger RNA. NCBI's taxonomy places the organism in Eukaryota, Viridiplantae, Streptophyta, Magnoliopsida, Poales, Poaceae. The record is from RefSeq and is a predicted model, not a curated record.